AGUACCUACAUUUAAUUUUGACGUCUGUAACUCACUCAGGUAACAAUGUUGGUGCAUCUGUUACUCUUCGUGUGCGCAUGCGCGCAGCUUGGCAUGGCUGGCGAGCCGAAGGUGCCUCCUUACUUGAAAUAUAAGGAGGAAAUCAAAAUAGCAGAGGCUGCACUGAAAGAAAACAUACUGUCUAUGGAAGGCAAUAUACCGCUCCUGGAUGACCCUCGACGACAAUACGCUCAAAUCGUCUACGUUGUAACAUACGAAGCGAUCGGGCAGGCUGGCUGUGUUUACGAGGAGUACUCUGAAAUUUAUCAGAAAGAUUUAAACAGCUCAUUGCCAUUAGCACUCAGCAGACCACAAUUGGCCAUAGACGAAGUUAAUAACCUGCUCGAGAGAUUUAAACACAAAUCUGCCAUCAUAUCUAAAUUGAUACAUGAUUGUGUGGGGCCAAAAUGCGACGUAGUGGUGGAUUAUUUUAUUAAGCAAGACCUUCAGAAGUACGCAGAAGCAGCAGCGAUCUUCAUCGCGGCCGGGAAAGCGGCUAUCAUACAAAAUGAAAACGCAAAGAAGAUUGAGAAAAUUACCAAAAACCUAGACGCUCAAAAGUUUCUGAUAAAAGGAGCAGAGAUAUUAAAGAAGUAUGUGCUAACAUUAGCUGAUCUUUAUCGAGCAUUGAACGUAGGCUUUAUUAAUGGAUUAAGAUGCUGAUUUACAUUCAAAAUGUACUACUUUUCCUUUUGUUUUAAUAACAUUUCUCGCAAUUAGUAUUUCACCUUCAUGCUCAACAUUCGAGACAUAUUUAUAAAUUCAGAUUCUGAACAAGCUUUCGUGGACCACACAAAUGCUUGUCCUGCACGGGGAUCGAAAAUGCGACACGAAGUACUGUGGGCUAAGCCUGGCAACCAAUUACACUCGGCUAUUUAUACAGUCUAUCAUUUUGUAUCAGCUAGCAUUUUGGUCAUGUCAGCUUAGGGCCCCGAUUACGAAUAGUGUCAUAUUUAAUCCAAUUGUCAUUAAUUCCUCGGCCAUUGGACAUAGCGGAAUUGGGGUCCAGAUACUCAGCAACUAAAUUCAGAUAAAUUCUUCAAUUGGUUUAUAAGGGCAAGCGAACAAUAAAAUUAUUAGUUUCAAUAUUUAAUGUCUGAACCGACCUGAAAAAUAAAACUUUA
Trichoplusia ni (cabbage looper) is the source of this 1163-nucleotide messenger RNA. RefSeq lists its product as uncharacterized. NCBI's taxonomy places the organism in Eukaryota, Metazoa, Arthropoda, Insecta, Lepidoptera, Noctuidae. The record is from RefSeq and is a predicted model, not a curated record. The coding region runs from base 46 to 702 and encodes 218 amino acids. The transcript has 5 exons.